Maudiozyma barnettii is the source of this 1413-nucleotide messenger RNA. It is a transcript of the gene MDM10, whose product is annotated as Mdm10p. Bases 1 to 1413 code for a protein of 470 amino acids. NCBI's taxonomy places the organism in Eukaryota, Fungi, Ascomycota, Saccharomycetes, Saccharomycetales, Saccharomycetaceae. The record is from RefSeq and is a predicted model, not a curated record. The transcript has a single exon. Gene Ontology annotation, biological process: phospholipid transport; protein insertion into mitochondrial outer membrane; mitochondrial outer membrane translocase complex assembly. Gene Ontology annotation, cellular component: ERMES complex; SAM complex.
AUGCUAGAUUUUAUGGAUUACGUACUGAGGGCAUUCGAAAGAUCCACAUCAUGGAAUCGCGAUAACAAUUAUGAAAAUAUCACAGUUACUUCUGACACAUUGAUAAAUUUCCCAAUACCGACCACUUUUAAGUUUCAGAGUUCAGAUCGUGCUUCAAAUAAUACAUUCAAUACACUAGAAAUUACUGCACAUAAACAGGUAUCGGGAUCACUGGCAUAUCUCUAUACCGAUGCAAUUGGGAUGGAUAAAUAUAUACGGGGCUCUCAAAUGAGGACCCUACAAGAUGCUACUGAUACAUACAGACAUAUCCAACCUUUUUUUGCAAAGCAAUCACAAGAUCUUUCAGAAGUGCGCAAUAACUUGCAAUCAAAUAACAAUGCAAAUAAUGAUAUUUGUCGAUCGUUAUAUUACGGUAGAAUUUAUUAUCCUACAUCUAUCUUAGAGGCAAUGGUUGUGAAAAGAAUCAAUUUUCAUAACCAACUCACAAUUAAAUCAUUAAGUAGUGCAAACAAUAAACUGAAUGUUAUAUUUGUAAAUUGGCAAAAGUAUAAGAAUGAAAAUUUACAAGAAUUAACAUUUUCAUCAGAUGGGGUUCUUUGUGGAUAUAGGUUUCUUCAUAAUUUCAUGAGUUCUCCGUCAAAGUUCAACAGUGCUUUGUAUAAUAAUGCAUCCUUUUCAAUGGGUGGUGAGAUGUGGCUGGGAUUAUCUACAUUGACCCCUGGUUGUUCUACAAGUUUAAGGUAUUGCACACAUGCUGCAAAUACUGGUAGACCAUUGACACUAACUCUCUCUUGGAAUCCAUUAUUUGGACAUAUUUCAUCCACAUAUUCAGCUAGAACAAGUAUGAGUACAACGUUUGCUGCAAGGUACGAUUUUAACUUAUAUUCAACCGAUUCAAAUUUGUCAUUUGGUUGUGAAUUCUGGAGAAAGAAUUCAACCGAAUCAACGGAUGUUAAUAAAACACCGUUAAAGGAAGAAAAUCAGAACCAUCAUCAUGUAGUCUCUAUAUUUGAUGAAACCGAUUAUAAUAAAAAUGACGAAAAAAAUAUUCCAGAGAAACAAAUAAAAUUGUUAAAUGAUAUUACACAUACUUUUUCAUCAUCUUUAGAACAGAUGGAUAAAGAAAAAUCCAUUAUCGAAGAUGUCGAACAUAAAUUCAACAAUGAGAACUUCACGAACGUAUGGAAAAUGGCUACUUCUUUACGCGAUCGUAACAUAAGGAUGUUAUGGGAAGGGAAAUUUAAAGGAUUCUUACUCUCUGCAGGUACUGAAAUAUUCCUGACCAGAGACUAUUUGAACUCAGUAAUUAGGUACAUCAACCAAAAUGAUUCAACUAUUAAUCAAACCGAUACUGUGACCCCAAAGACACCUUCACCCAUUUCAUUUGGAUUAACUAUUCAAUAUUCUACAUAA